GAUGGUGGAUUGUUGUGCUUACCUCGACUUUUCAAGUAACUGUAACUUCGCUGCAGAGUUGAUCACCGCUCUGUAAAAGGUCCAAGUUGUCACUUAAUUUGCACUCUUAAUAUUCCCACGCUGGCUAUUAUUCCCACACGCACUUUCUCUUGGAGGCUUUCCACUUUCAAGCUCAUUUGUGACUGGAUCGACUGGCACACGCUUAUACCACUCUAAGCUAGGACUUUGGCCGAGAAACACAUCAUGUUCCGCACGAGUGCUGUGCGGUCAUUGCGGACGCCACGAAGGACAGCCUUCGCUGUUGCCGCUGUCAGUGCAGUUGGUGCUGUUCUGCACGAAAACGGGGUCGAGCAGGAAAGGCUGCCAAUAUACGCUGCUCCCACACCAGAACUUGUCCUCCUUGACACGCCAUCUAUACUCGAGACCCGGAUCGGGGAAGUCCGGAGAGAAGUCAAGAAAGCCUACCAGGGCGCACAUACACAGGUCCAAGGGGUUGUGUCGAGAUGGAUUGGCGUAGAGGAGGCUGUUGAGUCUCGCAUAAAGUCCUUCCGCGAUCCCACCGAACCUGUAACCCCCGGUCUUCUCUACAUGGGAAUAUCUACGCUUACAGGGUCUAUCCUCGCUCGCUCUCGUUCCCUGCCUACACGCAUCAUACUUCCACCCACACUAUUCAUCGCUGCAUUCGUUCAUUUCCUCCCCAAGACCGCCUCGAAUGUCGGUGACUACGCGGAAGAACUCGAAGACAGAUAUAUACCGAAAUUCGGAGAGAAGCGACGUAUUGGGGUAGCCCACAGUCGGAUGGGUUGGGAGCGGGCGAAGGAAGGUGUGGCUACUGGACAGGAGUCAUUUGGGAAAGGUGUUCAGGGUGUUGUGGAUAAGGUGCAGGAGGUUACUGGGCUAAAACUGGGCGAUGCACUUGGGCGAAGUCGGGAAAUCAAAGAGGAAGCUAAGGAAGUUGUGCGAGUGGCCAAAGAAGAUCUGAAGGAAGUAAUAGACAGUAAGGAUGAUGAGAGCAAAUGAUUCUAUAGGUUUAUUAUAGUCGGACGCAUUGCCUUUUCCUUGCGUUAUAGAGAUAUUAUUUACUAUACCCUGACUGAAAAUCGAGGCCCAUAUUUUCAUUACCACUACUCAUGCAUACUCAUGUAGUACUUCUUUGCUUCGUACUGGCAGCAGGUCUCGCAUUGGACCGGCAGAGCAGU
Molecule: messenger RNA, 1199 nt
Organism: Serpula lacrymans var. lacrymans S7.9
Lineage: Eukaryota; Fungi; Basidiomycota; Agaricomycetes; Boletales; Serpulaceae
Exons: 5
Coding region: 244-1020 (258 amino acids)
Biological process (GO): cristae formation
Cellular component (GO): mitochondrial crista junction; MICOS complex
Source: RefSeq, a predicted model, not a curated record